CUUUCCUUUCUUCUUCUUCUGUAAUUUUUUUUUGGGUCACAAUCUAAAGUGUUUUAUAUAUCUCAUUCAAUGCUUUGUUUCAGUGAUUUUCAGCUGUUGGGUAGUUUUUACUUCUGGUUUUUUUCACAUCACAAACCUCUUUAGAAAUAAUAUUAGGCGGGGGAUUUCAAGUUACUUCACAAGAGAAAACUCUUCAGACAGUCAUGACGACAACAACUUCGAUUCACAAACGUUCUAGAAGCGAUCCGGUUCCUAAAACUUCUCUCAAGAACAACAAAUCAAGAGAAGGCAAUUACAACAUCGAUCGAUUUCACAUGGAUCAAACGUUGCAGAGAGAGAUAGAACAGCUAAAAUCUCUUGUAAAAUCAAGAAAAUUACAUCCCCAAAGAGUCUCGAGUGAUGAGAUUGAUUUCCUGCUUCAAGAAGAUGAAGUUCUAGUGAGGCGUGAAAUGGAGACAUUCCUUCGACGCAAACUGUUGUUGGAAGAUUGUAGAAACGAAGAUCCUUCUUUCCCCAAGGAAGCAAAGAAGCUGGUGAGUGAAAUCACGGGUUUGGAGCUGCAAGUGAUGUACUUAGAAAGAUAUCUUCUUCUGUUAUACCGAAGGUUGUUCUUCAACAACAGAAUUACAAGUAACUUAGAAUCAGAGAAGACAGAGAGAUCAGAGGAUUUACUUCUUGGGUCUACUACACUCAUUGAUUCACCAAAGAACAGAGUCUGCAGCCCGCAGAAAGUUCUAGAAGACUCUGGAAUAUUCCGCAGCCACUCUUCGUUGUCUCAUUGUUCAGGCUAUUCCUUUAGAAUGUCUCCCCAAGCAAUGGACUCAUCAUACCAUCACUCUCUUCCUUUCUCAAUGCUUGAGCAAGCCGAUAUCGAUGCGAUGGUCGGGACAUGUGUUUCUGAAAACGUUACCAAAUCACCGAACAGUUUGUCGGAAGAGAUGAUCAAAUGUAUAACAGAAGUACUUCAUCAACUCGCGGAUCCAGAUUCUCUCGAUGAUGAUCGAGAAUCGAGCAGCCCUUUUCGUGGGAAAGAGCGUCUGAAGACUAUUAGCCGACCUUACGAUAAAUUACUAAUGGUGAAAUCGAUAUGUAGAGACUCAGAGAAGUUAAACGAAGUUGAACCUGCUUUAAAACAUUUCAGGUCGCUUAUUAGUAAGUUAGAAGGAGUGAAUCCAAGGAAGUUGAAUCAUGAAGAGAAGCUAGCUUUCUGGAUUAACAUACACAACUCUUUGGUUAUGCACUCGAUUCUUGUCUAUGGGAACCCUAAAAAUAGUGUGAAAAGGGUAUCUGGGUUGCUGAAGGCUGCGUAUAACGUUGGAGGUCGAAGCUUGAACUUAGAUACCAUUCAGAGUUCAAUUCUUCGUUGCCGUGUCUCUCGUCCAGGACAGGCAAGAUUUGCUUAUUUGCAGGUAUUCAGAUUCUUGUUUGCGUCUAGAUCAAAGGGUAAAGCUGGAGACAUGGGUAGGGAUUAUGCUAUAACUCACCCUGAGCCACUUCUUCAUUUCGCACUUUGCUCUGGGAACUUCUCAGAUCCAUCAGUUCGUAUAUAUACUCCCAAGAACGUGAUGAUGGAGCUAGAAUGUGGUAGAGAAGAGUAUGUAAGAUCAAACGUAGGAAUCUCCAAAGACAACAAGAUACUUUUGCCGAAGCUCGUGGAAUUAUAUGCCAAGGACACUGAAGUGUGCCAUGUGGCUGUCCUCGACUUGAUCGGGAACUCUGUGCCUUGCGAUGCAAGAAAUAAAAUUCAGCAGUGUCGGAGCAAGAAGCAUGGAAGAUUCACCAUCGACUGGGUCGCACAUGAUUUCAGAUUUGGGUUGCUUCUCUGAGAAGAAAACAACCGAGUUUUUUUAUUUUUUUUUGGUUCCGAUCUGAUAGUUAAAACUUGUAUUGUGGCAUUUUUUUUCAAUUAUGAUUACCCUUAAUGAAGAUCAUGUUAUAUCUAUAUAUAAUAACAAACUGAAAAAAUGUCAAUUGCACUUUGAAAAAUUGUGUCUUUUU
Molecule: messenger RNA, 1998 nt
Organism: Thlaspi arvense
Lineage: Eukaryota; Viridiplantae; Streptophyta; Magnoliopsida; Brassicales; Brassicaceae
Source: the annotation of a GenBank genome assembly